AUGGCAGGCCGACUCAUGCAUUCCAUUAUCCUUCUGGCCGCUUUGGUCCCUGCGAUUCUCGCCGAGGUCACCUGCGGUGGCGGCAAGCUGUGCCCGUCGGACACUCCCUGUUGUUCUCAAUACGGCCAAUGCGGUGUCGGCGCCUACUGUCUUGGAGGCUGUGACCCUGCUCAUUCUUACGGUCUCGAUUCCUGCGUUCCUGCGCCCGUCUGCCAAUCAAAGACCUACACUUUCAACAACCUCGACCGUGUCGUCUCCAACACCAAAUACCUCGGAGAUGCCAGCACCGCUGACUGGGUUUCCUCUGGUCAACCCUUGUCUUACAAUGGUCAAGUCCUCCUGACCAUGGCAGAGGAUACAGUUGGUACAUUGUUGGCAAGCACACACUACGUUUGGUAUGGAAAGACAAGUGCCAAAUUCAGCACUGCCGCUGGUGCUGGUGUGGUGACUGCGUUCAUUCUGCUCGGUGACUCCAAGGACGAAAUUGAUUUCGAAUUUGUCGGUGUUGAGUUGGAAAGUGCUCAAACCAACUUCUACUCUCAGGGUGUGACAAACUAUGACAAUGGCGGCAACACGACUGGUCUCUCCGACGUCCACGAGAACAUGCACGAGUAUGAAAUCGACUGGACCCCAGACACCAUUACGUGGUCAAUCGAUGGCAAGCAAGUCCGUACGCUCGACCGCGAAUCUACCUGGAACGCUACUGCUAAUCGAUACUCUUACCCUCAAACACCCUCCCGAGUGCAGCUGUCUCUCUGGCCUGGUGGUCUCCCAUCCAAUGGCGAAGGUACCAUUGAAUGGGCCGGUGGUCUUGUGCAAUGGGACUCCCCCUACAUGACCAACGGAUAUUAUUAUGCCGCCUUUGAUGAGGUAUCCAUUGAAUGCUACGACCCUCCCACGGGCGCCAAUAUCAAUGGCAGCAAAUCCUACAUCUACACCAGCACCGACAUGACCAACAACACGGUCGAAAUCACCGACGAAAAUACCGUCCUCAAAUCUCUCUUAGGCACCGGUACCAACAUGUCUGCCGACUAUCCUAGCAGUUCGGCCAGUGCAAGUGGUUCGGCCCAGUCAAGUGACGUUGCGACUGUCCCCGGUCUGACAGGGGCUGGACCUGGUACAGACGGCCAACGUAGUGAUAAUGAAACCGAUAGCAGCGGUAGCGACUCAGGAUCCGGAAGCAGCACCGCCAGCAGCACGGGGAGUGCGUCCACCGGCUUUGUACAGGGUGAUGGAGGUGAUUCCAGUGGCGCUGGUCCAGUUGGUGGUAAAAGUGAAUCAGUUCUUCGAGGAAGCUUGUUUGCCGUCGUUGUUGCUCUCGUUGGGCUUUGCGUGUUGUGA
Rhinocladiella mackenziei CBS 650.93 is the source of this 1341-nucleotide messenger RNA. RefSeq lists its product as uncharacterized. Gene Ontology annotation, cellular component: fungal-type cell wall. Lineage: Eukaryota; Fungi; Ascomycota; Eurotiomycetes; Chaetothyriales; Herpotrichiellaceae. The coding region runs from base 1 to 1341 and encodes 446 amino acids. The transcript is spliced from 3 exons. The record is from RefSeq and is a predicted model, not a curated record. Gene Ontology annotation, biological process: fungal-type cell wall organization; carbohydrate metabolic process. Gene Ontology annotation, molecular function: hydrolase activity, hydrolyzing O-glycosyl compounds; glycosyltransferase activity; chitin binding.